Molecule: messenger RNA, 815 nt
Organism: Electrophorus electricus (electric eel)
Lineage: Eukaryota; Metazoa; Chordata; Actinopteri; Gymnotiformes; Gymnotidae
Gene: polr2f
Product: RNA polymerase II, I and III subunit F
Biological process (GO): transcription by RNA polymerase I; transcription by RNA polymerase II; tRNA transcription by RNA polymerase III
Cellular component (GO): RNA polymerase I complex; RNA polymerase II, core complex; nucleus
Molecular function (GO): DNA binding
Source: RefSeq, a predicted model, not a curated record
AACAUGACUUCCGGUUUCCGGGUUUCAUUUCGUGGUUUACGUUUACUGUGGUGGGCAACUUGAACCAAUUUGUUACAUUCCUUCCUCAUUUUCGUUUACGAUAUUAACAAACAUGUCUGACAACGAAGAUAAUUUUGAUGAUGGAGAUUUCGAUGAUGUGGAGGAGGACGAGGGGCUGGACGACUUGGAAAACGUGGAAGAUGAGGAUCAGGAGAAUGUGCAGAUCCUUCCUGCAGGGGAGGGGCAGCAGGCCAACCAGAAGAGAAUCACAACCCCUUACAUGACCAAAUAUGAGAGAGCACGAGUACUGGGCACCCGUGCUCUGCAAAUCGCAAUGUGCGCACCAGUGAUGGUGGAGCUGGAGGGAGAAACAGACCCUCUGCAGAUCGCCAUGAAGGAACUCAAGAGCAGGAAGAUCCCCAUCAUCAUCCGCAGGUACCUGCCCGAUGGCAGCUACGAAGACUGGGGAUGUGAUGAGCUCAUCAUCACUGACUGAUCACACACACGUCACUGAUGGAUCUGUCUCAUUCUGAUUAGUCUGGAUUUAUACACACAACUCUCUCACACACUCAUAACUUGUGUGUGCACACAUACAGACCGACACACACUCAAGUUAACACACACUAUUAAAGAAAGAUGGAGAAGAAGUGUGCGGGGCCCCAUUCCUUACACUGCACUGCAGGUGCAAGUGCAGCUCCAUCCACUAGGGGGAGCUAGUUGUAUUUAGACUUUUGUUUGAGGAAUAAUUUUCAAUGUAUGAAGUGAAUUUUAGUUUGUUUUUAUUAAUGUAUGCAAUAAACAUUUUUAUAAAAAUU